Messenger RNA from Momordica charantia (bitter melon), 1166 nucleotides. RefSeq names its product NDR1/HIN1-like protein 13. NCBI's taxonomy places the organism in Eukaryota, Viridiplantae, Streptophyta, Magnoliopsida, Cucurbitales, Cucurbitaceae. Gene Ontology annotation, biological process: defense response to other organism. The record is from RefSeq and is a predicted model, not a curated record. Gene Ontology annotation, cellular component: plasma membrane.
UCCCCUCUGUCUCUUUUUCUGAAAUUGGUUAAAGACAGAGUCCCCUCUUAAAAAGCUUCUUUAAAUUCCGUUUGAUCUCACAGAAAUCUCCCAAUUUACUGCAAUUUCUCCUCAAUCGUCUUCCGCCAUGACGGACAGAGUCCACCCAAACACGGCGGCGGCGGCGACGGCGAACGGCGCUCCGGCGCCCAAGCCCGCUCCAUUUCCGGCCACGAAGUCGCAGCUCUACGGAGCAAGUCGCCCUGCCUACCGCCCUCAGCCGCACCACCGCCGCCGCCGCAGCCGCAGUUGCUGCUGCUCCGUCUGCCUCUGGUUAUCCCUAAUCAUCAUCCUUCUAAUUUUCCUCGUCGCCAUUGCAUCGGCGGUGGUUUACCUAAUCUACCGUCCACAGCGGCCGUCCUUCACCGUCUCCGCCAUGAAACUCUCCUAUUUCAACAUCACAUCCUCUUCACUCCUCAAUUCGAAGUUCGAUGUCAACGUCACCGCCAGAAACCCUAACAAAAAGCUCGUGUUCACUUACAAUCCGGUCUCGAUUUCAGUAUUCUCCAAGGAAAUCGAUGUCGGCGACGGAUUAUUGCCUGGAUUCGUGCACGAAACGAAGAACACUACUCUGUUGAAGACCUCCAUAAUCAGCAGCCGUCAACAGCUCGAUAGCUCGUCGGAGAGCACCUUGAAGAGUGCGAUGAAGAGCAAGAAAGGUUUGCCGUUAGCGAUUCAACUCGAUACGAAGGUGAAAUUGAAGAUGGGAGCACUGAAAAGCCCUAAAAUCGGUAUUCGAGUUUCUUGCGACGGAAUUUCAGUAAGCGUUCCCACCGGAAAAUCGCCGGCCACCGCCACGACUUCCGGCGCGAAGUGUAAGGUUGAUCUCAGAAUAAAGAUCUGGAAAUGGACCAUCUGAAAACAACACAGCAGAAGAACAAUUGAAGAACAAGACGAAGGCGAUGAAGAAAAGGAAGAAAAAAAGGUCUUUGGUUUUAUUUUAUUACCUUUUUUGUAUUUUUUUUCCCGAAAUUUAAUUUUCGCCAUCUUUGAUUAUAUACUUUUUUUUUUAAAUUUUUCGUAACUAUAUUUUUUUUUCUACUUUUUUGUCCAAAUAUAUUUAGAAUAUUUUGUAAAUGGAAGCAAGCCUGAUGAUUGAAUUGUGCUUAAGAAUUUUAAUUUUUGCA